ACCAGGCCGCCGAAUUAUUACUUUCUAUCUUAAGGAAAGUACUCCUCCCCCGACUACUACCUCGACUGUUUACGAGCUUGACUCUUCAGUGGCUAUGUCGGCCAGCAAAGAUCUCGGUAUCGUCACAAUAACCGAAAAAGAGGGCACGCGCUCAAGUCCUCAUCUCACCCCCCCGGAUGAGCUCGAGAAACUAGACUCUAUAGUCAUCACCGGAGAAAUUGAGGAAGAUGACGAAGAAGUGAACACCCUCCCACCACAGUAUGGCUACCAGAGUCCGGACUCUGAUGAAUAUAUCCUGAGUCCCCAUGAGCUAUACCGUCCCGAUCGAGGCUGGAGAGCUUGGUUAUGCGUCCUCGGUGGCUUUUUCGGCACUAUGUCGACCUUUGGUUUCGUCAACGUCAUGGGCGUCUUCGAACAGUACUACAAAGAGACUCUUCUCAAAGACUACUCAACAUCUCAGAUCUCGUGGAUUUCCUCUAUACAAACAUUCAUUAUGACUUUCGGAGCAUUGGUCAUCGGUCCAAUGUACGACGUUUACGGCCCCAAGAAACUGAUGCUGCCAGGCGCUCUGGUGAUGGUUUUGGGUGUAAUGAUGACCUCUCUAUGUACAAAGUACUGGCAGCUCAUCCUCGCCCAAAGUCUGUGCACGAGCUUCGGAGCUACCUUGCUGUUCAACCCGGUUCUCUCGUCCGUCAGUGGAUGGUUUGUUAGGAGACGUGCAGCCGCAAUGGGUAUCACGACAGCAGGCGCCUCGACAGGUGGUGUCAUUCUUCCUAUUCUUUUCCGUAAGAUCGAGGCCAGAUCUGGAUUCGGUUGGGGUGUUCGCUCGAUGGGCUUCUUUGUCCUUGGACUUUCAAUGAUCACUUGCGCGACCGUCACCACGCGCGUCAAGCCACCUGGCAAGCGCCAUGUAUCCCUUUAUGACACUUACAUCUCGCCGUUCAAGUGGACGCCAUAUGCUCUCACAGCACUGUCCGCUUUCUGUGUUAUGCUCGGCGCCUAUGUCCCGGUCAACUAUCUCAGCAGUUUCGGUCAGGCAAAUGGAUUCUCGCCAGAUCUCGCGUCAUAUUUGUCGUCUAUCCUCAACGGCGCCAGCACAUUCGGACGUAUAUUGCCAGGCAUUGUCGCCGACAAGCUUGGCAAAUACAACACCUUCUUCCUAUCCGCUUUCCUCACUGGCACUCUCGCAGCUGCAUUCUGGAUCCCAAUCACGACUCAUCCGCAAAUCAUAGCAUUCGCCGCAGUCUAUGGUUUCGUCUCCGGUGCUGCGCUAACAGUGUGGCAAGCCGUCAUCGGAGAGAUCUCGCCCAUGCGUGAGAUGGGAGCGCGUCUCGGAAUGGUGAACGCGUUCACGGCAUUCGCGACACUGGUCGGCUCGCCCAUUGCCGGUGCUAUUCAGUCGUCUAAUCAUGGCAAGUACUGGGGCAUGGCAAUCUUCACAUCUGCAAAUAUGAUUGGCGGCGCGUGUCUGGCGAUGGCCGCUCGACUGAUAUUGACUGAUUUCGUGCUGUUGAAGAAAAAGUGAGGAGUUAGAGGUUUAGUCAUAGAUAUUUGAAUGAAUAGAAUGAUUUUGUUUGCGUUAAAACCGGCGUUUAUUAUUCCAGCGAGUUGACCCAAUAUG
Molecule: messenger RNA, 1621 nt
Organism: Myxozyma melibiosi
Lineage: Eukaryota; Fungi; Ascomycota; Lipomycetes; Lipomycetales; Lipomycetaceae
Product: major facilitator superfamily domain-containing protein
Exons: 2
Coding region: 95-1525 (476 amino acids)
Biological process (GO): transmembrane transport
Cellular component (GO): membrane
Molecular function (GO): transmembrane transporter activity
Source: RefSeq, a predicted model, not a curated record